This is a messenger RNA of Fundulus heteroclitus (mummichog), 782 nucleotides long. Its product is annotated as purpurin. The record is from RefSeq and is a predicted model, not a curated record. Lineage: Eukaryota; Metazoa; Chordata; Actinopteri; Cyprinodontiformes; Fundulidae. Gene Ontology annotation, molecular function: retinoid binding; retinol transmembrane transporter activity. Bases 88 to 675 code for a protein of 195 amino acids. The transcript has 6 exons.
UAUAAAAAGGCUCACACGCUGUCUUCUCGCCACAUCUCAAACAUCUCCGCACUCAAAACGUCCCCAGGAUUUACUCUACACUUCAGGAUGGACUUCCAAAUGUUUGGGUUGCUGCUGUUUUUCCUGGCCUGCGUGGAGCAGAGCCUGGCCUCAUGUGUGGUGGACAGGUUCACAGUCAAAGAAGACUUUGAACCCCAAAGAUAUGCAGGAAAAUGGUAUGCCCUGCAGAAGAAGGACCCUGAGGGUUUGUUCCUGCAGGACAACAUAUCUGCUGAAUACACCGUCGGGGAUGACGGAUCCAUGGUGGCCUCCUCCAGAGGCAGGGUCACCCUCUUUGGGUUCUGGGUAGUCUGCGCAGACAUGGCUGCUCAGUACUCUGUACCUGACCCCGGCACACCAGGCAAGAUGUUCAUGAACUACCAGGGACUGGCCAGCUACCUGUCCAGCGGCGGGGACAACUACUGGGUCAUUGACACAGACUACGACAACUACGCCAUCACCUAUGCCUGCCGCACCCUGAGGGAUGACGGAAGCUGCGAGGACGGCUACGCGCUGGUCUUCUCCCGCAACCCCCGCGGCCUUCCUCCAGCCAUCCAGAGGGUGGUCCGGCAGAAGCAGGAGGAAAUCUGUAUGGCCGGGCAGUUCCAGCCCGUGCUGCAGUCCGGAGCGUGUUAAACAGCUGCCGAGCUGACAGCGGCUGAGCAACAACAGCACUUUAUUCAUCUGCACCAAUUUCAUGCUCCAGACGAAAGACACGGCUCUUCACAGGGGAACCGCGAUAC